AUCACGCUAAACAAUGUCCGGCGCGUACCUUCAUACUUAAUACCAUCAAAACCCAACCUGGGCAGCCUGUCGAUUAUCCAAGAGACUCAGUCAUAGCUGUUCACAAGGGGUCACCAUUCGGCCUCAGUUUCCGGGUUCUCCCAGAAGGACAGCAAUCACAGAUACAGUGAGUGUUAGCGCUUUCUGGAGAGGGAGGGUCUUGUCUGAGCUGGGUGAAGCUAGACAUUCUUCUGAAUAGGAUAUCCUCCGUUGAAAGUAACCCGUUCUCUAGGGUCACUUCUUUUAUACAGCCAGCGACCAUGGACCCAACUCAACCCUGGGGUUGGAGCCAACACGGGCAGGGAGGGUACGCUCCUCCAAUGCCGCGGGGUUUCAACCCGUUCUUUGGCAUGCCAUCCAACCCGCCUUUCAACUUCAAUCCUAGUUGGAAUCAGGCGACAUCCCAACAUCCUUUCUCCCAAACAAACCGGCAGCGUCAGCAGAUUAACGGCAGAGGCCGAGGUGGCGCACCCUUCACCCAGCCCAUGCCUCAGCCCGCCUUCUCUCAGGCUAGCCAGUUUCGCCCGCAGAAUGAUGGGAGAGACCCUGGUGGCCAAGGGACGUCCGCUCAGCCAGCCUCUCGGGACCCUUUUCCUCAAGUCAGCCCAAAUCGUCGACAGAACGAGGGCCGAAGCCGUGGCCAGGGCGAUUUCUAUCGACCAGCGUCCCCCUUCGGUCCACCUCGGACCAGCCAGCAGAAUCGGCAGAUUGAUGGCGGGAAUUGGCGUGAUGAUGCGAACGACAGAGAGUACAGGCCGUCGCGUAACCGACGACGGCGAGCAGCCACCUCUCCAAAACCGCCUCGACCUCCGCCUGCGCCAACAUGGACGUUUCCAGAAGAUCGGCCGCUGGCCUUUCCCAUGAAUAACCAGGCCGUUGGCCCCUUUGGCGCCACCAGACCGGUUCGGCAGAACAAUGCCCUCAACGCCGGGGCACCCAUCUCAACCUCCCUUCCGAUCCGGCCAUUGCGUCCUAACCACCCCUCCCAGGUUCCCAACCUUGCCACUACCGGCGUCAACACGAACCCCAACACCAACAAGGCCAAGGCCACCAAAAGACCUGCCCCGCCCUCCGCAGUAAAUCCCAGCAACCACCGGCGCGAACCCACCUCCAACGAGCGGGACGCCAUCUCGGCCCCGUCCGCCGCGUCAGGCGGCAUCCCGAACCCCACGGACGAAUACCUCCGCUGCGCCUCCUUCGUCCCCUGCCGCCUGGACAAGCCCAAACCGAUUCUCGUCGUCAUUGACCUCAACGGCACCCUCCUCUACCGCCCGCACAAGCGCAACGCCUUCAGCUUCGUCGAGCGGCCCCUCGCCAAGACCUUCCUCCAGCGCUGCAUAGACAAGCACCACGUCGUCAUCUGGUCGUCGGCGCGCCCCGAAAAUGUCAGGCGCAUGUGCGAGCAGCUCCUGCCCGCCGAGUACCUGUCGCGCGUCGUCGCGGUUUGGGGUCGCGACCGGUUCGGCCUGAGCGCCGACGACUACAACCGGCGGACGCAGUGCUACAAGCGGUUGACGCGGCUGUGGGAGGACCCCGUGGUGGGCGGUUCGCACCCGCAGGCGGCGCAGGGCGCCGUCUGGGACCAGGGCAACACGGUGCUGAUCGACGACAGCGCCGAGAAGGCGCGCAGCGAGCCGCACAAUGCCGUCACGCUGCCCGAGUUCGCGGGCGACCUGAAGGAGAAUCCGCAGGUGCUGCCGCUGGUCGAGGACUAUCUCGACGCCCUGGCCAUGUACACAGACGUCAGCACCUACAUCAGAGUCAAGCCCUUCACGAUGCGCGGUAGACAGCCGGUGGCUGUUAUUCAGGAGAAGAAUUAGGGGCGGGAGAAAAGAGAGAUGGAGAGAGCAUUUUUUGGGUUACAAGUUCAACACUGUUGUUAUAAGUUUGGAGUUGUGUAGAGACACCCGAUUACCCCUGGCAUUGAGGACAAGGACCAGUCUCCGAUGGAUUUUGUUGGGCGUUAGGUACACCAAGGAGGGACAUUGAUUCUCAUUCAGCAAGAGGCCCCGCAGAUGCGGUACCUAGU
Molecule: messenger RNA, 2068 nt
Organism: Parathielavia appendiculata
Lineage: Eukaryota; Fungi; Ascomycota; Sordariomycetes; Sordariales; Chaetomiaceae
Product: HAD-like protein
Exons: 2
Coding region: 300-1859 (519 amino acids)
Biological process (GO): protein import into mitochondrial matrix
Cellular component (GO): TIM23 mitochondrial import inner membrane translocase complex
Source: RefSeq, a predicted model, not a curated record